AUGUCUCGAAAGCACAAGAUCAACUGGGAUUACAGCGACGACGAAGACAGUGCUCGCUACCCGUCAUCGCUUCUCCAGUCUGCUACUCACGAUGAGGGGGAGUCUCCUACAAAAGGCCGGCGGAUCGUUGUGAACAGACCACGGGCGCGAAGCGGGGUGCACCGCCGGAAGAGGCAGCGGGGAGCCAUCGACGUGGUUCAGCAGGGCAGUGGUAGUGGUUUGGUGGUUCGGGAUAGAAAUGGAUCAGACUCCGAUGGUUUGCCUCAUUGGGCCCCGCCCGAAGAGUCCGAAAUGGAUCAGAUUGAUUCUCGCAACUCCGAGUUGGCCGACGCCCAACUCGAGACUUAUGUUGAUGCGAUUAACGCCCAUGUAGCUGGGUUUUACCACCUCGACGGUAAUCUGUUUGUGGUUCAGGGCUGGGAUUGUGUUAGGGCUCAAUCGACAGAGCACUGGUACCAUCUCGAAUAUAAGAUGUUGGACAAAGGGACCGAGACAGAGAUUCUCCUCGCGUGUACAUGCCCUAUGGGCCUCGAUGGUUCUUGCAUCCACUGUCGCUUCUUUACGGGGUACGAUGUUGAGAGCCUGAUAGACAUUCGUAGGGAGGGGAUAUCAAAUGGGUUGAGGCUAAACGUCCCAUCGUCGUUAGACGAAAAACGACCCAUCAUGUUUCUCCAACAACCACACCUUAAUGACAUCAUGGUGUCGUGGUUCUCUGUACCCUCCGCGUCAAGUUCUGCCCUAAAAGGACGGGCGAUUGUCAAGCACCGCGGAAUUCAGGACCAUUGGGAUGGAAUAUGGCAGUGCUCGAAGGACAGUAGUGGACCGUUGUGUGUUCAUGUGCGGAGUGUUAGAGCUCUAGUGGGAGGGGAUACCGGGGCGCAGGAGGAUGAUAUUAGCAGGUCAAUGACGGCAGGAGGAAGAAGGGUGAAUGAAUUUGUGUUCGAAGUGAAAGGGGGGGCGACGUCUUACCUAGCUAUCAAUGUACCAAAGUGGGCCGAACUCCCUAGCGACUCUAGGGCCUAUCCGCACCCACCUCCUUUCCGUUCCGUCCCUGAGCAUCCGCUACCACUGGAGCCAACGUCUUCGUGUCCAUGUGAUGGUUCGAGGACACUGUACGACCCGACCCGCCCAGUUGUUGUUCGACCGUGCAAGAUCUACACCCUCACAACCGUCUACAACCACUCGAUCACUCUACAACCAUGCCCUAAAUGUUCUCCUAUUCGGCGUAGAUUCAUUGGGCCCGAUCUUCGUGAACGAGGCGUCUUCAACUAUAACAACUCGGUUUUGGUUUCGCACGAACUCUUGGACGAUUACACCUCUGCGUAUACAUCGUCUGAAACCCCCUUUUCCGCAUGGGUAUUGCAACAAGGCCGUCGGUACGAAAUCACAGGACAGACGUUCAUGGGCGAGGACCUGUUCCGGGCGAUAUGGUUUUCCUACGUCUCACUGCAGGCAUUUGGUGGGGACAUGAAAUGCACGAAGUGUGGAGAUUAUCCGGAUACUGUCAUCUGGGAUGGGAUCACCCUGGCAUUCGCUCGAAAGCAUGUUCGAAGCACAUUGUACCCCCCAACGACCCUAUCAGACGACUCCUUGGUACGCGCCAGGGUGAGGUACCAGCCUAAUAAACAACAGCUUAUCCCCAAGGCCACGACUCGACGUCAAAUUCGCAUGAUCCUGGACCCUCCAAGCUUCGAUUCUUUGGUCGAUGUCGACUGUUCCACGCCUCCACCAACUCCAUCGAAGUCACCGGCAAAGGGGCAAUCUCGGCAGGCGAGACUAGUUUCAGAGCAUCUGGAUCGGAUUGCUACAGUGGUAGCGGAGCUUGAGACGUUGUGUCCAGCACUCGCAAGACUAUUCGAACUGAUUUACGGAGCGCACGCUUACGCCGACGGGAUAAAACCAUCAUCGCCCUACAAGAACUUCUUUUUGCAGAUUGCGGCUGAAGAGUCGGUUCUUCAGAUGGUUAAUUUGCCGUCACUUCAGACCCUUCGUUCAUUCCUCCAAGACCCUUCGACAUCAAGUGCCAGAUUGACCCAAUUAAUCAGUCUACCGGGCCUUUAUGGGCUAUUGAAGGUCCACGGAGACCUUGACAGUAUCGUGCCUAUUAUGGAGUGGAUUGAGAAGCGAGCAACAUCGGUGCUUCAACUGCUGAAGGUGGAGUCGCCGUUGCCGCCUGCACAGGAGAUUAGUAGGGGAACUGACGCCAACGAUUGGAUGAAGUCGGGCUGCCUUUACAACAUGCCUCAGAUCCGCCAUCGACCGAAGUAUCCGCGGCUGGAGGCAGAUCAACAGAAGUCAGACAGUUCAGGGAAGAGAGGAGACCGCUGCGGGAAGUAUUACAGCCAGUACGGAGAGAAGAGGUUGACAGGAGGCAUCAUGGUAGCAUGGUGUACCCAUAGCAUCUGCUACGGGUUUCACUGCAUUGCGGAGAGCGAGGGGAGAGACGACGUAUUUUCCGCCAUGGUAACGCGUUGGCCUGUUGCACCUAAACGAGUCAUCUACGACUUUGCGUGCGCUCUGGGGCCCUACUGCAUGCUGCGAGAACCCGAUUUUUUUCAAAACACCUACUUCGCAAUUGACCAUUUUCACGCCGCAGGUCAUACAAAAUGCUCGCCAGCGGCCUUUCUCUCGGAAUACGCCAAUGUUGAUCCUCGCUUGGUUGCCAUAAACUCGAGUGCUGCGGAGUGUGGUAACAGCGGGCUGAAGCGUAUUCGCAAGUCAGGUGCACCUGCGGAAACUAAUGCGUUUGGGUUUACAGUAGAUUAA
This is a messenger RNA of Coprinopsis cinerea okayama7#130, 2766 nucleotides long. RefSeq lists its product as hypothetical. The record is from RefSeq and is a predicted model, not a curated record. The transcript is spliced from 7 exons. NCBI's taxonomy places the organism in Eukaryota, Fungi, Basidiomycota, Agaricomycetes, Agaricales, Psathyrellaceae. Bases 1 to 2766 code for a protein of 921 amino acids.